AACCGAUUCCACAAGCGCUGGAGUGCCAAGCAGCCGUGGCCAGCCGCCGCAGGACUCGACGCCGCCGCGUUACACAACAAUGGCAGCGCAGGAGGGCGAGGUCACGGCCAUCUCCUUCGACGACUUCGACGAGGUCUGGGAGGAGGAGGACGCGCCGGCCGUGCCGUCGCCCGGCCGCAUCGAAGAAAUUGAAAAUAAGAAGACCGAGGUCGAGCUCACACGUAUAACAAGGGUCCGCGACGCGGACUUUACGAGAAUCGGCGUGUUGGGCGUCGGGUCGUUUGGCAAGGUUGUCCUCGCCAAACAGAAGGCGACAGGUGAUCUCUAUGCAUUGAAAUUCGUUUCACUGGCAAGGUUGCAAGACCGGAAGCAGUUCGAUCGCGCUCUGGAUGAGCGAGCCAUCUUAGCUACUUUAGAGCAUCCCCACGUCGUCAAGCUGCAUUUUGCCUUCCGAGUGAAGGGCCACGCGGUCCUCGGGUUUGAAUAUUGUGCUGGAGGAGAAUUAUUCCACCACCUCUGCAAGAAACGAGUGUUGGAUGCGAAAGCGACGGCCUUCUACGGGGCGGAAAUAGCGUUAGCCCUGCAGUGCGCGCACGAGGCGGGCGUGGUUUAUAGAGAUGUAAAACCAGAGAACUGCUUUCUGGACCAUAGGGGCCACCUGAAGCUCGGCGACUUUGGCCUGGCGCGCGCCGGCGUUACUUCACCGUUUCGCGGGGCGCACAGCGUCUGCGGAACACCAGAGUACAUGGCUCCGGAUGUCUUAGCGCGAAAGCCGUCGGGCUACGGCACGGCCGUCGACUGGUGGGGCCUGGGCGUCUGUUGUUAUGAACUGUUAACAGGAUUGCCGGCGUGGUACACGUCGGACCGACGGAAGUUGUUUGACAGGAUCCGGUCAGCACCUCUGAGGUUACCACCGUCAGUCCCUCCCGAAGCGGGCGCCUGCGUCGCGGCGUUGCUGCGAAGGCAUCCGAAGCAGCGGCUCUGCGCGUUGAACGGCGCCGACGAGUUGAGGGGGGAGGCGUUCUUCGCGAGCGUGGAUUUUGACGCCUUGGUGCUCGGGGCGUUGGACCCGCCGAUAGCGCCCUGUCGCUCGUUGUCGCGGCCCGCUCAUAGAGCGAACUUCGACGGGCGGUUCACGACGCUGCCGGUCGACACGCCCGUCGAAGGGCCGGACCCCUCCUUUUUAGAUGGAGACGACGCGCUCGCGACGGGCUGGGAGUUCGUGCGGCCCGAACCUGUGUAA
This is a messenger RNA of Pelagomonas calceolata, 1243 nucleotides long. Lineage: Eukaryota; Pelagophyceae; Pelagomonadales; Pelagomonadaceae. The record is from the annotation of a GenBank genome assembly.